Messenger RNA from Lytechinus pictus (painted urchin), 4421 nucleotides. RefSeq names its product dnaJ homolog subfamily C member 2-like. NCBI's taxonomy places the organism in Eukaryota, Metazoa, Echinodermata, Echinoidea, Temnopleuroida, Toxopneustidae. Gene Ontology annotation, molecular function: Hsp70 protein binding; ribosome binding. Gene Ontology annotation, cellular component: cytosol. The transcript is spliced from 17 exons. The record is from RefSeq and is a predicted model, not a curated record. The coding region runs from base 118 to 2013 and encodes 631 amino acids. Gene Ontology annotation, biological process: 'de novo' cotranslational protein folding; regulation of translational fidelity.
AUACAUAACGGAAGGCAUGUGCACCGCUGCUCUGCUGCACUGGUAAAGGCAAAAAGGUAUUAAAAUUCUUUAUCUUUCCUGAAAUUCCUGAGCAGUUUUCGAACUCCGGAUUUAGCCAUGGUUUUAUUGUUGCUCCCACCAGCAAUAUCGGAUGCAGAUGAAACAGAAAUACAUGGCACCUUGACCGCUCCAACUUCGGUCCAAAUUGAACCUGUUGGACGAUGGUUUGAAGUAAGGCUCCACCGACAACGCAAUCAUCUGUCAGCAUCAUACACAGAAUCAUUGCCAAGUGAUGAUGAUGAGGAAGACUCAGGAGAGGAAGAUAUUUUUGAUGAAGAUGAAGAUGAUUCUAUGCUUCAAACGUUGGAUCCCAAGGAGUGGAAGGAUCAUGACCACUAUAAAAUCCUAGGGCUUUCUAAACUGAGAUACAAGGCAUCACAGCAUGACAUCAGACGAGCUCACAAACAAAAGGUUCUGAAGCAUCAUCCUGACAAAAGAGAAGACAGAAAAACCAGAAUAAGGAAAUCUGGUGAUGAUGAUUACUUCUCAUGUAUUACAAAAGCGUAUGAGGUUCUUGGUAACCCAGUGAAAAGAAGAGCUUUUGACAGUGUUGAUCCUGAGUUUGAUAAUGAUGUCCCAUCAAAUAACCAGCAAUCAAAGGACAAGUUCUUUGCAGCAUUCUCUGAUGUUUUCAAGAGAAAUGCAAGAUGGUCUAUCAAGAAACCUGUUCCCGAUCUAGGCAAUGACAAAUCAACUUUUAAGGAAGUGAAUAAUUUCUACAACUUCUGGUAUGACUUCCAGUCAUGGAGGGAGUUUUCCUACCUUGAUGAAGAGGAGAAGGAGAAAGGAGAAUGUAGAGAAGAGAGGCGAUGGAUAGAUAAACAGAACAGAGCUGAGAGACAGAGGAGGAAGAAAGAAGAAAAUGCAAGAAUGAGAACGCUUAUUGAUAAUGCUUAUGCCUGUGAUCCCCGCAUCAAACGAUUCAAGGAUGAGGAAAAGGAACGCAAAGCAAGAGAGAAACGAGCCAAACAAGAGGCAGUUAAAGCAGCAGCCUUAGAGAAAGAAAAGGAGCGUCUGGCAGUUCUUGAAGCAGAAAGGUUAGCAAAAGAAAAAGAAGAGGAAGAAGCAAAAGCAAAGGCACAAGCAGCCAAGAAGGAGAAAGAAGCACUCAAGAAAGCAAUGAGGAAAGAAAGAAAAGCAUUGAGAGAGACCUGCAAGAAACAUGGGUACUUCACGGAUGAGGAUGGUCUUGUGAAAGCAAUGGAAGACAUGGAAAAGUUAUGUGAAAGAUUAUCCUUAGUCAGGUUACAAGAGGUUAAUGCGAGAUUCAGUGGAGCAGACCAAGACAAAUCAAAGGAUAUCUUUCAAGAAGAGGUAGCUUCAUUGACAGCUGAGAUUGAAAGGGAGCACCAAGAGGAGCUACGUAAACAGCAGGAUCUCCUCUCCAGCUCAAAAGGAGGGGAUGGAGGUGGAGCUAAGGGAGGUAAAGCCUGGAGCGAAGCAGAUACUGCGCUCCUCAUCAAAGCAGCUAAUAUCUUUCCUCCAGGCACAAGCUCUCGAUAUGAAGUGAUUGCAAACUACAUCAACAAUCAUUCGACAUCGGGUAUCAACAGAGUAGCCAAGGAUAUCAUCAGUAAGACUAAGAAUCUACAGAGAUUAGAUGGAGGCAUGAAACAAGCAGCAAAUGAGAAAGCAUUUGAGAAGUUUCAGCAGGCUACUGGAAACAAGAUGAAGAAAUCUGAUGAAGCUCAACCUUCAGAAAAAUUUGAAGGUGGAGAUGGUGCUGGUGCCGCUGCAGAAGGUCCUAAACCAUGGACAACGGAUGAACAGAAGAGAUUAGAACAAGCCUUGAAGACAUUCCCUGCCAGUGCUACAGAUAGAUGGGAUAAGAUUGCAGAAGCUGUACCCACAAGGACUAAGAAAGAAUGUAUGAAGAGAUAUAAGGAACUUGUUGAGAUGGUAAAAGCCAAGAAAGCAGCCCAAGCUCAGGUUGCAAAGUCCAAGAAACCAUGAUACGCUGCACCCUUCAAUCCAACCUACUCACACCAAUUGGUCAAAGAUCUACUUGCCUAUGUAAUGUAACACAUUGAGCCGUACAUUUCAGCUGUAUUUGUGACUCUGGACAUUAAUUGUUAUUUGCAUAUGCAAAUUAUUGACAAACAUGGGCAUCCCUCUUUAUUUUCAGCUUUCACAUCCCAUUUUAUAAUAAAAAACUUUAUAGCUCAAAGGCCUUUUCAUUACUGGUAAAUAAAAGCAAAUUUAUUGGUAACACAUACCAAUGAGAUAUUGAUCUAAUUUUCAAUAUAUUUCAUACUCCCUGCUGAAGAUAUUUUGCUAUUACCUUAUGUUUGGUAACUUACAUUUCAUGUAUCACCCAAUAUUCAAAAGCGAUCAAGGUCCAUGCUUUUAUUGCAAUUUGUAUGCAAAAUUAGGGUUGGAGACUUUUGAAAACCCUAAAACUGUGAUUGAUCUGAAUUGGAAGUCCACUGAUUGAUCACAAAUCGCUAUGGGGUUUAUAGAAAUGAUUUUUUUGGACAGGAUUUUAAUUGUUAUACAAUGAGCAACUAUUUCAUGACAAUUACAAAUAAAAUAAUUUUGUAAAGAAAACUGCCAGCUUUGUAUCUAUCUUUAAUUAUAUCCUGACAUUUUAUACAUGUAUUGGGGAGAAAAUUGGGGUUUUACAUUUGUUAGUGUCUAUUACCACUGACAUUUUUCAUAAUGAAAGACAUUUUUAGGGGGGGGGGGCUUUCUUUAUAUGAUGAUAAAAUUACAAUUCAAAUUUUAUUCUAGAUGAGCUUUAAAUCUGCAGUGAAGACAAGUUAUAGAGAAAAUUAAAAGAAAUCAUGACUUGGAGAAAAAAACAGAAACAAUUAGUAAAACUGAUAUGGCAGUACUUUUUCAUUUUUCUCAUUAACUUUUUUCAUUACUGAAUUUACAAUUUGCAUUGUACAUGGUGCAUCCAAAGAAUAUAUUUCAUCUCAUUGACUACCAAUUCGAUUACUGCAAAUACCCUCUUUUGUUUAUACACAUACAUAUACAUAUUGAAUAUAUACACUCCAUAUUCAUCAAAUUGAAUUUCAAGACAAUAUACAUGGUACAUGAUAUAUUUGUCUCUCUAGAAGUCAAUCACUGGACAGUAAUGUGAGGAAGGAGAGGAUAUGAAGGACAGAUUGAUGAAUUGAUGAAUUGAUAGUAUGAACAAAGACCUACAAGGGGAAGAUCAGACACUUCGGCAAUUUUUUUUAAACACUCGAUCAGUGCUCAUGGGGAAGGGCGCCCACUAGCGUUGAGUAAGUAAACCAUCGCACAUGAAACAUGGGGAAAAUGAGAGAGGGGAUUUGGAAAGGGUACAAGGGCGGCGCAAGGGAAUAAUUCCACAUUUUACUCAGAAACCUCUGAAAUAUAUUCAUCUUUGAUUACAGAAAACAAAAUUUGAAGUAAAUUGUUUUUUUAAUGUAAAAAAUCGUCUAUUUCUUCACCCACUCACCAUUUCUCUCCUAUGUUUUGUACGCAACCUUAUCGCGAUACUCAAAGGUAAAAAAAGGUUGUUACUCAAAGCUGUGGGGUGCUCUUCCUGAGCGUUUCAUUGCACGCUCUAUGUACUGUCCGAUGUUCCCCUUGUAGUAUCUUUGGUAUGAAUGAGUGGGACGUGAAGAUUGAUGAAUUGAUUGACUGAAUAGGUGGUUGGAUGGAUUGAUUGAUGUUGAUCGAUCAACUGUAAUAAUGAUUGACUUAUUGAUGCGGCAAGAGCAAUCAUAUAUGUGGAGCGUUGUGGCCCAGUGGAUUAGUCUUCUGACAUUGAAACAGAGGGUCAUGGGUUCGAAUCCCAGCCAUGGCAUGAUUUUCUUCGGCAAGAAAUUUAUCCACAUUGUGCCGCCUUUGACCCAGGUAAGGUAAAUGGGUACCUGGCAGGAAUGUAUGCCUUGAAAUGCCACCGCACUGUAAAAGGCCGCAGGGCUAAAAGCCAGGGUAAUAGUAUCCAAUUGAGCGCACAAUAGUAUCCAAUUGAGCGCAUUUGGCAGUGAUAUACCCAUGUUGGUAUUAUUAUUAUAUUUUAUUAUGAGAGGAUCAUAUUUCAAUAUUCACAUGAUCUGAAAAGACAGUACAAUAAUUUUCAAAGUCCGUGUAGACUGUUAUGCCCUUCCAUGUUCAGAUACAUAUUUACAAAUUCAAUAUAAUCAAGUGUCUCAAAUCAGAAGCAUUUGAUCAAUAUAAAUUCCUGAGUAUGCUCUCCUGAGCUGCUUAGAAAAAAAAAGAUACUGAACAUAUGUAUUAUUAGGCAUUACUUCAGUUAAAGUGUCAGGAUUCCCAAGGGUCACAUGUGCAUGGUAUUUCAUAAAGAGGGUGCACAACUUUCAUGUAUUUUAUAAGAAAAAUAUUUUAUCAAUGAUGUUAUUAAAUGAUGCCUUGGAGCAAUAUUA